Molecule: messenger RNA, 5760 nt
Organism: Eublepharis macularius
Lineage: Eukaryota; Metazoa; Chordata; Lepidosauria; Squamata; Eublepharidae
Gene: STIM1
Product: stromal interaction molecule 1
Exons: 13
Coding region: 1290-3695 (801 amino acids)
Biological process (GO): store-operated calcium entry; intracellular calcium ion homeostasis; activation of store-operated calcium channel activity
Cellular component (GO): endoplasmic reticulum; plasma membrane
Molecular function (GO): calcium ion binding; calcium channel regulator activity; protein binding
Source: RefSeq, a predicted model, not a curated record
CCGGGGGCUGCUGAGAGUGCGCGGAAGGAGCGCCGAAGCGCCCGUUUGGCUUGGCCCGGAGAGGCGUCCCGGGGGCCGACAGGAGGCGUGCCCGGCCUGAAGGAAGAGGACCCCCCCUGGACAGCAAAGGGGGCCGCCUGUCAUUUCUUGGAGUGGACGAAGUCCCCCCCCCCCCGCAAGAGGGCCCCCUGCAAGUGGGGCAAAAGGCAAAGUUUGGAUUAGGUGCAGGUCGGCGUCCUCCGUAUCCACCAACAUAUCCAGGUGGCGGAGCAAAACCUGGGCAGCAGCUCCGCUUCAUUUCUUGCUCCAGAGGAGUUUGGGAGCAGCUAGCCGGGGUCUCUUCAGCAGCUUUCCUUGACCGUUGUUCAGAGCAAGUUUUCUUUCAAGAGUGCCAACGAGGGGGCACCCUAAGGGACGGAGUGUUUUCCUUUUAUUGCCACCCGGUUGAUGUUUUCUGCCUUCCAGCUGCAUCCUGGUAAUCCGGAUUGCUUGAAUUUGCCUAACCUGUGCCUUUCGACAAAGAGAGCCUUGGAUUGUAUUAAGAGCGGGUGCUUGCUGGACUUCCGGCAGUCAGGCACAAACUGCCGUUGUUUGACAUUUGAAAGCUGACAAUCAAGCGUUGCGCUAGCUAACGUACACCCCACCCUAAGGCCAAAUAGGUAGCGGCGGUGGUGGUGGUGGUGGUGGGAAGAGCCCUUGCGGUGGCAUUCUACCCAGUAUAAUUGGUAUCGUUACAGUUUUGCUAAGCGGUUUGGCAUCUGCUAGCGAUUUCUGGGCUGUGCUCGAGUUCAGCGGCAAGGGAGCUGCAGUAUGAGGGACUUGUCUAGUCACGAAAGAGAGAACAACCGAGCGUUUUCCUUGACGGGCUUCCAGUCGGUAUCGCAUAUUGAAAACGGAUGCUUUAAUGUUUAGGAUUUGGACCGCCAUUAGAGACAGGGGAAGCUUUGGGAAGCCUGGUUUGUGUGCCUGUGGGGAAAUAGAAAUAGCUUUUGGAAACUGCUGAGCCUGGGACAAAACUUCAAGCCGUGCCUGGGGAAAGGAAGGGCUCCUUAAAGCCCCUCCGGUCUUUGCUUCUGCAGCUUUGGGUAACGACCCGGCCUCCCACCUGGAACAGCAGACUCUCCCUGCACGGUUUUGGAAUAUAGACUCAAAGGAGGGAGACAGAAGAGGGAGGCACGUGUCUGCCUGAAUCAAGGGUGAGCCAGGCAGUUCGGACUCCUUUCCCUGCUGGGAACUGAUGCCGAGGAGGAGCUGACGAAGAAAGAAGGCUCUCCUUUUCGACACUGGCCAUGGAUGUAUGUUUCCGAGCAACUGUGUGGCUCUUCUGUAGCUUCCUUCUCCAGCAAGGACAGGGGGAGAGGCUCCCAGGGACCCACCUGGAUGACUCCACAAUUGCGGAGUUCUGUCGCAUUGACGAGCCCAUGUGCCACAACGAGGAUGACCAGCUCAGCUUCGAAGCCGUCCGCAGCAUCCACAAGCAGAUGGACGACGACGCGAAUGGCAAUGUGGACGUGGAGGAGAGCGAUGAGUUCCUCCGGGAAGACCUGAAUUACCACGACCCGACUCUGCAGCACAGCACCUUCCACGGGGAGGAUAAUCUCAUUAGUGUUGAAGAUCUCUGGAAGGCGUGGAAGUCCUCUGAAGUGUACAACUGGACGAUCGACGAGGUGGUGCAGUGGCUGAUCACUUACGUGGAGUUGCCACAAUACGAAGAAACCUUCCGGAAAUUGCAGCUCACCGGCCAUGCCAUGCCAAGGUUGGCCAUCAACAAUGCCACCAUGACGGGCACCGUCCUGAAAAUGACCGACCGGAGCCACAGGCAAAAACUGCAGCUGAAAGCCCUGGACACCGUCCUCUUUGGGCCACCUCUCUUGACCCGUCACAACCACUUGAAAGACUUCAUGCUGGUGGUGUCUAUCGUGAUCGGCGUGGGGGGCUGCUGGUUCGCCUACAUCCAGAACCGCUACUCCAAAGAGCACAUGAAGAAGAUGAUGAAGGACCUCGAAGGUCUCCACCGCGCCGAGCAGAGUCUUCACGACCUCCAGGAAAGGCUUCAGAAGGCCCAAGAGGAGCACCGCACGGUGGAGGUGGAGAAGGUCUCCCUGGAGAAGCGGCUGCAAGACGAGAUCAGCAUCGCCAAGCAGGAGGCCCAUCGGCUGCGGGAGCUGCGGGAAGGGACGGAGAACGAGCUCAGCAGGCAGAAGUACGCCGAACAGGAGCUGGAGCAGGUGCGCAUGGCGCUGAAGAACGCGGAGAAGGAGCUGGAGUCGCACAGCAGCUGGUCGGCCCCCGACGCCCUGCAGAAGUGGCUGCAGCUGACCCACGAGGUAGAGGUGCAGUACUACAACAUCAAGAAGCAGAACGCCGAGAAGCAGCUGCUCCUGGCCAAGGAGGGGGCUGAGAAAAUAAAGAAGAAGCGGAACACCCUGUUUGGAACAUUCCACGUGGCCCACAGCUCGUCUCUGGAUGACGUGGAUCAUAAAAUCUUAACUGCCAAGCAAGCGCUGAGCGAGGUGACGGCGGCUUUGCGAGAGCGGCUCCAUCGCUGGCAGCAGAUCGAGCAGCUGUGCGGCUUCCAGAUCGUCAACAACCCGGGCAUCCAUGUGCUGGUGGCGGCCCUCAACAUCGACCCCAGCUGGACAGGCGCCGCCCCUCGGCCCAACCCCUCCCACUUCAUCAUGACCGACGACGUGGACGACCUCGAUGAAGAGAUCGUCUCCCCCAUCUCUAUGCAGUCACCCGCCUUGCCGAGCAGCGUGCGUCAGCGUCUUGUGGACUCCCAGCAUGCCUUGGGAUCUCAGAGGUUGGUAGAGAGUCCGCCGCUCCAGAGUCAGGCUGAAUCGGGGCCGGUGGUCCAUUUCCUGCCAGGCAGGGUCACUCUGCGUCGAAUGCCCAGCCUGACCAGCGGCCAGUCCUUCAGCUCCGAGGUUCCAGGCGCCAGCCCGCCCUUCCCUGUCACGGCGGGCCCUGCCGCCUCGUGCGCCUCCACAGCUGCCCACACGGCUGCACCGGCUUCUGCUUGCCACGGCGUCCCCAUCUAUUACCACCACACGACCUCUUCUUACAUCCUCCAGAUGGACGCCCUGCCCAAUCUGCCCCCGCCCGACGUCACUUCUGGGACACGCUGCCACACCGAGAGCUCUGGAGAUUUGUCCCGCUCUGACUCGGACUCCUCCCUCCCUCACAUGAGUGACCAUCAGCGCAGCGCCAGCGCAGCUCCCAAGCUUCUGCCCAACCGGCCAACCCUGCUGCACAAGGCCACGGAAGAGGCAGUCGGCUCCGGCCACUCGGCCCCUAACGGCGGCCAUCACCGGCACCCGGAGGCCUCCUUUCUGCAGGAACAGCUGCCGGAGAGCCCCAUCGUGAUGAAGAAGGUGAUGAUGUUGAACCACGGUCUGGAGAAGUCCUCCAGCCUCGGCGAGAUCAGCCACUCUGCAGCCAGCGGGAUGGGGGUCCGGCCCAGCCACUCCGACUCUUCCCGGUCCCACAGCCCCAGCUCCACUGAGCCCGACACCCCCUCCCCGGUCUCCGACUCCCGGCCGAACAGCGUCAGCAAGGGCAGCACCCGCAUCCCCCAGCUGGCUUCCAAGAAGAACGCGGGAGAGGAAGACAGCGGCUCCACGGGCGAGGAGACCGACUCGGGCCCGGGCAAGAAGAAGUUCCCCCUCAAGAUUUUCAAGAAGCCAAAGAAGUAGCCCGGGUGUAGGAAGGAGGGGGCAACCCCCCCUGGGACAAGGCCCUGUCCACUGGGGACGGAGUGGGGGCGAGGGAGGGGGAGCCCCCUGCCCCUCAAGAGCACCACACGGGGAGGGGGGGCCCUGGGCCCCACCCCCUCUGCCUGGGAACCCUCCGAGCACAGCUGGGGGUGGGGGCUGAUCAAAUGUGUGUGUUUUGUGACCUCGGCCUCACCUCCUCAGGCUGAAAAGCCCCUCGCUUUGGCUGCGCAUGGCUACCGCUGACGCCUCCUGCUCGCGUGCCACCCCCCCCCCCCCCGCUGCCUUGUUUCUUCUGCUCUGUUUACUGCUUCUCCUCAGCACAGCAAACUCCGAGACCCAGGACUCUUCCCCCCCCACCCCCCGGUAUGCCUGUCCUCUUCCCAGCCCCCCCAGAUGAAGCCCCAAAGGAAGUGUGUGGCAGUACUGAAAGUGUCAAAAAAGCACCAAGGAGCCCACUGCCACAGGUGAAGCCGGCAAGGGGUGCCCUGGGAAUUUAGGCCCAGCGACUGCUUGCUCCGUGGGAGGGAAGGUGGCGGGCGGCUUUAUUCUGCUGGGAGGGAGGGGGAUUUGUGCUCUAGGAGAUGCCCUUGGAUUAGAGUUGCCAUCUCUGGCUUGGCAAGUUCCCAGGGGUGGCGCAUGGGAAGGACGAGUGCGCAGCAGGGAUGCAGCGCUGUAGAGCCCACACGCCACAGCUGCCGUUUCCUCCAGUUGGUCAUUCCAGGAGGACUCCAGCCCCCUUCCAUCCAGGAAACUGGCAACUCUGCCUUGAGUGAGGCAGCAGCUGGGGGGUCCUGUCCAGCCAGCAGGGGGGUCAUGAAUGGCGCUCAGCAGGGCUCCCUUGCAGCGCAGUCCCUUGGUCGGGAAUAAAGGCAGGAGUCCAGCUCUGCUGGCAGAGAGGCCUUGCGUCCCCCCCCUCCCUCCGUGCGCCUUUCAGCAGGCUUCCUUUGCCCCCCAGGAGCAGGGCUCCAACCUCCUUCCGAACGCUGUGCCUUAGGGGUUUUUUUUGGGGAGGGGGGGGUCCAGGAGGAAAGGGCUGUGGGGCUGUUCUUUGCAGGAGCUGAGGAGGGGCAGGUAUUUCUUCAGGGUCCUGGAGGCUGGUGCUCUUCCCAGAGCAGGCGGCGUCCGCUUGGUGGACCUUCGCCUGAGCCCCUGCAGGUGCCGGAGCAGCUGCUCCCCCCCCCCACUCUCGUGCCGGACUCUCCUUGUUUCCUCAGGGAGGAAGCCCCCCCCCCUCCCCAGCCCCGGAUGUGUGAGCAAAGGGUGAAAGGGUUUAGCCACUGGGGCUUCUGCUGCUUUGGGACUCUGUCAUGAAGGGGGGAGCAAUACUUCUUUCCCUGCUUGGGGGGUGGGACCUGAUUUCUGUUUGCACUUCAGACUAGAGCACAAAAGCAGUGGUGCUGGGCUGCUGGCAGGGUCCCUGCUGGGCGCACGCUGCCCCCCCCCACACUUCUGUGAGGCCAGGUGAAACCUCAGCCUCUUACUGACAGCCAGAUCUGCCUGGCAGCGGAGGGCACCACAAGGGUUUCGGGGCGUCUUGUGGAGGUGGGCCAGGGGAGCCAGUGCUGCCCCUGCCCCUCUGCAACAAAGUGCCUGCAUUUCUCAGCUCCUCAGCCUGGGAUGGCGCCUGUUGGCUUGAGCCCCUGCCUUGCAGAGGAAGAGGAAACCCCGGAGCUUGAGUGAGUGGCUCCGGGCAUGCGGGGGUGGGGGUGGGGGGGAGGCUGACUGUUGGCUCAGCCCUGCUUGGGGCCAGUAAGGAUGCCACAAAGAAAGAGCCCAUCUGUGCACCCGCUUUCCAGGACCAGCGUGCCUGGGCUUCAGCCGGAGGGGGGCAGCUGCACCAUCACUCUCGGGAGGUGUUGCCAAGCAAAGAAUGCUUCGCCUCCUCCGGGUCACCCUCUCCUUCAUGCUGCCGGCCGCUAUCCUGGGCAGUGCCAGGCACAUGUCAGGGCGGCAACCCUCGCUGUGCAUCCGCCGAGUCUGAUUUUAUUUUACAGCCAUUUCAUAAAACUGUUUUCAAUCCAAUAAAGCACGUAGGCGAUUUUAA